GAGUCGCCAUAUAAGCUGUAAAAGCCAGGUUCAAAAACUUCCUGGUUGUGAUCCGUAUACUACUUUUCCUGCCCACCUUGUUUUAUAAUGGCUGAAGAAAUAACCUGAUAUAUUGGGAAGAUGAGUAGAACUUACAGUGUAUUUGCUGGCUUCUUCACAUAUCCAAGUUGAAUGUUCAAUCGUGAUACAAAACUGUAGACUUACAUGUAGUAAAGGCACAAACUUUCGAAACUAUUUCUUUUUUACAGUUACAUGUGCUUCAACUGAAACUUUCUCAGUUUAUAUGCUAUAAAUAUCUGAACCACACCACCACAGAAAGGUAAUAGCAUUGACAUUUUGGAAAAUUCGAUGACAACGGGAGGCCUUCCUGUAGAUAUCACCUUGUGUUGCCUUUAUCUGUUUUUAAAGAGGAACAUUCUUGACUUAUUAGUCCUUCAAUAUCUAACAUCAUAAAGAUUCUGUAGUUAUGGUUAGUCACACUCGACUCCAGCACUAUGAGCGUAACUACUGCAUGUUAUGCAUCACUGGACUGUUUGGUGGCAGAUGGCAUAGAUAUAAGCAGUCGACCAACCAUACUCACAGGCAUGACCUGGCUUGGUUCAUACUGUUUGUCGCAACAUUCCUGUUUAUGGUGUUUAUUUUCUACUAUUGGCUGAUUGCACGCAACGGCUUCAAUGAUUUUAAUUGGUUUAUUUAUCAACAGCUAGGGUCAUGGAUUCCAUGGUACAGCAUUGUGAUGGGUUUUGUCAUCGCCACUUUUUCGUAUGUGGUGCUUGUCAUGCUGUUGGCGUUAUGUCACAUAGCGACAAACCAGCAGGUUUAUAUGCACCAUUGCCACAAGGCAAUGACAGUUGCUAUAUUCAUUUGUUGCCUAGUAACUGUCAUCAUAUUAGAGUUCAUGUGGAAACCUCAGUGGACCAUACUUCAACUCAGUUUCCUGAUGUUUUGGCCAUUUCUACAGCUAGGAUGUGUUGCAGCCAUGACUUGUUUAACUUGGCUCAUAGCGUCACACUGGGUUUUCUUAAAUAAAAAAGUUUGGCAAGUUAUCUGGAUGGUUGUGUACAUAGGACUUAUGCUGAUUAUAUACAUAAGUCCAUUACUAGUCCAAUCCCCAUGUGUACUACAUAGGCAACUCCUACCCCCUAAGCCUGGUGUCAUGGCCCAUGCAGGAGCAUCUGCUCUUGCACCUGAGAAUACUCUAGUCGCCAUGGAGACGGCAGCAAAAUAUGACAUAUUAGGUUUAGAAUCUGAUGUUCAAUUUAGUUUUGAUGGUACGCCAUUUCUUCUACAUGACCAGACAUUUCGGCGUACUACCAAUAUAGAAGAACUUUACCCAGAAUGGAGUGGAAACCCUGCCUGGUCCUUUAAUAUGUCUGACAUUGAAAAGUUAAAUGCUGGGUCUUGGUACUUAAAGCGAGACCCCUUUGGCAGUGUCUCUAGUCUAGAUGAAGGUCAGAAAGCAGUCUACUCAAGUCAAACCAUUCCAACAUUUAAGCAGUACUUAGAAGUAGCCAAAAAUUAUAGUAAAACCGUAAUGUUUGAUCUGAAAGUGGGUAGUGAUUCACCACACUAUGACCAGGCCCUCAACAUGACAGUGCAUGCAAUAUUAGAGAGUGGCAUUCAACCCAAAUUGGUAUGGAUGUUACUCAAUGGAGAUAACUGGCAGAAUAAUAGCCUAUUAAAUAGUACAGGCUUUGUAAGAGUACAAGGUGGAGCUAUGCCUGUAUCCUACAUGAAGAGAAACAACCUAGACAUGGUCAACGUUGAGAGUGCCGAUGUUAGCUUAGAUGAUCUGAGAAUGUACAGAGCGAACAACAUCAGCACGAAUGUGUACAUAAUAAAUAGAAGGUGGCUAUUUUCCCUCUAUUGGUGUGUGGGAGUGUCAUCUCUUACAUCUGAUAUGUGUCAUGACUUUGUCAACAUGGAUGGCCCUAUAUGGAUGAUGGAGCCACAGCACUACAUGAUAAUGUGGAUCAUCAUUGACGUAGCAUCUUUAGUAAUCAUAGUUGCGAUCUUCAUGUAUCAUGCACGUAGGAAGAACAGCGAACUUCAGCGACGCAUGGAGCUCAAAGCACCAACAAUGAGAACGAGGCUUACACAAAAAAAUCCCAAAACUCGCCAAAUGAAACAAAAAUUGAUAAUAGAUGGUGUCGAUGUAGAAACAAUGGAUAUAGACCAAAUUCAAAAUCCACCCAAGUUUGAAAUGGGUUCUUUGAAUGGUUCUCAGAGUUUGCGCUCGCAAUUAAGUGUGGGCGAUAAUAGUACAAUGAAUGGGAGUGUCAAUGGUAGUAUACGAGUUAGUGUUCACUCGAGUAAUGGAAUUACAAUUGAAAUGGAUGAAGAUGAGCUGCCAGAGCUAAGUCCAACUCCACAACAAGAACUUGUAAAGCAAGACACACAGUCAAAGGCUUAGUCCUACUCCAUAGCAUUAAAUUGCUGAGCCAGACACAUAGUCAAAGGCUUA
This is a messenger RNA of Owenia fusiformis, 2464 nucleotides long. The record is from the annotation of a GenBank genome assembly. Lineage: Eukaryota; Metazoa; Annelida; Polychaeta; Sabellida; Oweniidae.